Molecule: messenger RNA, 5453 nt
Organism: Periophthalmus magnuspinnatus
Lineage: Eukaryota; Metazoa; Chordata; Actinopteri; Gobiiformes; Gobiidae
Gene: nisch
Product: nischarin
Exons: 28
Coding region: 116-4282 (1388 amino acids)
Cellular component (GO): cytoplasm
Molecular function (GO): integrin binding; protein kinase binding; phosphatidylinositol binding
Source: RefSeq, a predicted model, not a curated record
AUAACAAACAUGGCGGCGGGGAGAAGCUAACGAAGAGGAAGAGCUGCAUCAAAAUCAAAACAUUUUACCUAUUUUAUCAAACUAACAGCUCCCGUUUUGAAUUCAGGGCUUCAGAAUGGAACCUGCUCUAUUCGCCGAAGACAUAUCCGAGAGGAACGUGGCAAUUGUUGGCUCGGAGUUGGUGGAAAACUACACGGUUUACAUUAUUGAGGUGACUGAUGGGUUGCACAGAUGGACUGUCAAACACAGAUACAGUGACUUUCACGAGCUCCACGAGAAGUUAACAGCAGAGAACAAAGUGGACAGGCGCCUGCUGCCCCCAAAGAAGAUUUUGGGUAAAAAUUCUAAAAGUUUGGUGGAACGUCGGCAGAAGGACCUGGAGCAGUAUCUUCAGACUCUGUUACUGCAGUUUCCUCAGGCCACACCUCCUCCACUCUCAUGCUUCCUGCACCUGCAGCUCUAUGAGAUCAACGGGAUCACAGCUGCGUUAGCAGAGGAGCUCUUUCACAAAGGUGAGCAGUUACUUCAGGCAGGACAGGUGUUCUCACUGCGCCCCUUACAGCUCUACUCAGUCACUCAGCAGCUGCGCCUGGCCAAACCCACCUGCUUCACUGGAGAUACCAAAACAGACCUGGGACACAUCCUGGACUUCACUUGCCGCCUCAAGUACCUCAAGAUCAGUGGCACCAGGGAGCCUGUUGGGAGCAGCAACAUCCAGGAGAAAAUCCUCCCGUUUGACCUGUCCAUCUUCAAAUCUCUGCUGCAGAUAGAGAUAUGUGAGUGCAGUUCGCAGCAGAUCUCUGGUUUGUUGUCUCUGAGAAAAACUUUGGCCACGAUGAGCGUCCACCAUUCAACUGACUCCAUGGCUUUGGUACUGGUGCCAGAGGCUAGUGAGUUCCCCCAGUGGGAGCCAGAGGGUGCUGUGUCUGUGUGUCCUGUGACUGCAGUGGUCCCUGUUUGGAGAAGUCUGACUACUUUAGACCUGAGCCACAACAACAUCAGUGCAGUUGACUCCUCUGUGAAACUCAUUCCCAAAGUGGAGUUUUUGGAUCUGAGCCACAACCAGCUGACAUCAGUUGAAAACCUCCAGCACCUGUACAGCCUGGUUCAUGUGGAUCUGUCCUUUAACUGUCUCUGCUCUCUGGAUGCGGCGCACACUCGUCUGGGAAACAUCAAAACUUUGGGUUUGUCCGGGAACCAGCUCAGCAGCCUUCAGGGCCUCAGCAAACUUUACUCUUUAGUCAAUCUGGACCUCAGUCGCAACCAGCUCGCACAGUUGGAGGAGAUCAGGAACAUUGGGUCGUUGCCCUGCCUGGAAAAACUGAACCUGACAGACAAUCCCAUGUGCAUCAUCCCAGAUUACAGGACCAAAGUGCUGGCACAGUUUGGGGACAGAGCGGCGGAGGUUUGUUUAGAUGGAAAAACUACAACAGAAAAGGAGCUUGACACAGUGGAGGUGCUAAAAGCCAUUCAGAAAGCCAAAGAAGUGAAAGACCGCAAAAACAACAGCAGCAGCACUGAGAAAAAGCUGCCGGCCCUCCCCAGCCAAGUGGUAACGAGCAGCACAGAGGAGACAGCGGUAGCUCCCAGUGUUCUACCCAAAAUGGAUGCCGGUCCUUCUUCAAACAUCCCCAAAAUCCACACCACCCUUGCUCCUGCUUCUGUGGACCAGAUCCAAACUCAGGGUGAACACUGCGGAGCUCCCUCUGCUCCUGUUUGCUGCUUCUGCUCGCCCCCCACCCCUUACACACCACCCUCCUGUUUCUUCUGCAAUGCCCCCUUCUGUCCACUGCUGCCCUCUCAACUCCUCUCUCUCUGUGCACACAAAGACUUUAUUUCUCAGCUGUCUUUCCAUCUCAGCUCUGCUCUGAAUGAGGACACUGGAGGGAAGGAGGCAGAGCUACAGAGGGAAGAGGAGCCAAUAGUUCAGCAUGAAAAAACUGAGCUUAAUAAGUCAAGUCCAAGCUCAAGGGACGGAUAUUUCGAGAUGGGUUUGGACGACUCACUGGAGGAGUCCUCUUCCACCGCACUUCCUGUGACGGUCCCCUCACUUCCUGUGGAGGAGGUCCAAUGGGGGGUGCCCUGUGAGCAGGUGGAGGUGCGUAAGGCCAUCUGGUGCAUCUGCCUCCAGGUAAAGAGUGAAGAAGAGGAAAUGCAACUGAACACGGGCUGUUUGGUGAUGACUGAGCACGUUCUAGGGCUGUUCUUCCUGUCACAUGACUUCAGUCUCAUCAAACAGGACACAGACCCCAUUGUCUUGCUGCCGCGGGUGGUCUCCUCUCUGCAGAAGCCUCUCCUCCUCCCCCUGUCAGACCUCCAACUUGGCUCAGACCAGGACCAGAGCUGCCUCCGACUCCGAUGCAAGUCCUCUGACAUUCUGUGGGUCCUUUUUUCUGACCAGGACGAGCUACGAGUUAUCAGAGCUGAGCUGAUCAAACUCCUACAGAUGGACCCAGAAAGUCUCAGUGACCCCAUUCCAGGUCUGCCUUUAUCUCUGCUCAACUCUUGGGAGAUGGAGGAGUCCCGUUCAGCAGAGGGAGGUUUUAUGGCUCUGCUCUUCCUCUUCUCCCCCUCCUCCUCUGAGCUCCACCCUCUUCUACUUGACCUCUUCAGCCCAGCCCCUCUCCUGCCCUGCCUGCUGUUACUCUCUAACAGACAGCUCUAUGUCUGGGUCCCGGACUACAGAGACCACACUGGACCAGGUCUACAGCAGUCCUCGUCUCGCCUGGUCCGGUUUCCUCUGGGUUCAGUCAUAGUUCACAGGAAAGAUCAGAGCUGCUGCUGCAACAGUCCACAGCACAGACUGAGAUGGAGUCACAGUGUUCAGCUGCUACUGUGUGGACAGACGCUGCUGCUGCUCUUCCCUCUGCCUCAUGAUGGUGCCUCGUUCCAAGGGAAGCUCAGCCUCAGACGGGCCUCUCUGGAGGGGGUCCGGAUAGUCGCUCUGCCACAGACCUGGACUUCCAGAAUCCAGCAGUGUGGUCUCAGAUCCAGAGAGCAGUGCUGUUGUUCCCAGAUCACCCAUAGUGACAGUUUCUCAUCACUUUCCAUUUCUGUGGAAGAGAACCAGCCCUCCCCCCAUCUCACACCAGGGCUUUCCCCAGGACUGAAGCUCCUCUCUAGACUAAACUCUCAGCAGCUGCAAUCUCUCUUCCACAAACAUGUUGCUCUGACUGACGGUGAGGAGCUGAGGCAGGUCUUGUGGUUAUCUGUGGUUCUUUAUAAAUCUCCGGAGAUUGAACUCACCUGUUUGCUGCUGCUCUCCUCCAAUGCCAUCUACUUCCUGUUAGAAGACUCCGCCUCCUCGCUUGGCCCACCCUCAGACCUGGAGGUGCUGGAGUGUGCUGACCCCUCUGUAUGCCUGUGCUGCUGCCUCUCCAUCUCUCUGUCCCACAUUCAGUCUGUAAACGUGGGGCUGUUUGACCAGUACUUCAGGAUAGUAGGGAGCAGUGGUGACCAGGUGGUGUGCUGCUUAAGCCGGGACUCCUAUGGUACAGGGCAGUUUCUUCAAGAGCUGAUGUCGGUCCUCAGUCUCCAGCAGGGGGCGCCACCUCCGGAACCGUCAGAGCAGGACUUUUACUCUCAGUUCAACUGCUCAGGUAAGAUGCAGAACUAUGAGAUGGUCCACAGCUGUGUGAAGUUCAUCUACCCUAGUGAAGAGGAGAUGGGAGACCUAACUUUUAUUGUGGCUGAGAGGAAGAAUGGCUGUGCCUCUUCCUCACGCAGCUUCAACAUCCUCCUCUACCUUCUCGUGUUCCAGGUGUUACCUCAGAGCUCCGCCUCCUCUGGUUCUGGCCCCGUCCCCUCCAGCUCCUCUGGUCCAAUCCUGCAACCUCGGACUCUGAUCCUCACCAGCACAGAUGUGUUUCUACUGGAUGAGGACUACGUCAGUUACCCUCUACCCGACUUUGCUAAAGAGCCUCCAUCCAGGGAGCGCUACCAUCUCCGCGAGGCCCGACGUAUCCGCGACCUGGAUCGCGUUCUUUUGGGGUACCAGACUUACCCACAAGCUUUGACUUUGGUAUUCGAUGAACUUCCCGGUCCGGACCUGCUAUGCCCCCUUUCAAUAGACCACUUCUCUGCUCAGGCCACACCCACCGAACCAGUCACACCUGCGCUUGGAGGCGGAGCUAGGUGUCCAGGGAGCGGGGCCUACUCUGGAGAAGUGCAAUGGUGCGUUUUUGUCCCUUCAGCAGACAGUAGAGAGAGGCUAAUAUCACUUUUGGCACGGCAGUGGGAGAUGCUAUGCAGUAGGGAGCUUCCUGUUGAAUUGACUGGAUAAUAUAGACUCAACCAGAUGCCAUGCCAGAGUCCCUAAAUAAUUUCUCCUUGUUCUUGGUGCUCUGCUUGUGGAGGAACAAAACUCAACAAUGGUAAAGUUAAAGGAGACUGACCACUUCUCUAAAGUCUGGAAAUUUUCUGGAAAAACAUGGGAAGGUAUGGAUAAAAGUGGACAGCUACUAUAAUAAAGCUUGGAGUCAAUCAAUCAAUUUUGGGUUUCUUCCAAGUUUCAACAGAUCUUCAUUGGAGCACAGUGCACUGCCACCAUGGAGAGUGCACCAACCAUUAAGCAUACCAAACUUACAAUUUACAGACUCACAACAAAGGCUUUGUUUAUAAUGUUAUAAGCACAAAAACAUGACCAUCUGUAUUGGAUAAAACAAGUAUUUUUAAAGCAGUAUUCAAUAGCUUAUUUUUAAUGUCUUGCCUGCAUUUUGUUCCACAUUUCAGACUAAAGCACUAUUAAACUUUUCUUUUAUUUUCCCCUCAGCUUAUCCAUACAAUUUUCGUAAUUUUGACAGUGACACUGAAAAUGGAGAAAUAAAGCCACCUGUAGCUUGUUUAAAUAAGUAGGAUGUACCGUUUUCUCGCAAGACACAAAACUUUGUUUAAUUUCAUUCGCCCACAUGCUUAACACACACAUUUUGCAUAUUUAGGCUGAGUUCUAGUCUCACACAUAAAAAAACUCCACUCCUCCUAUUGGUCAAGCUCUGUCAUGCUCUGAUUUAAGAUGCUCAGAUUUAACCAAUGACAGAGGAAGCACCUAAAACUGCAAAUUGAAGUUAUAAAUGUUAAAUUCCACCAUUUAACACCUGUGUAAUCAUUCAACCAUGUGAAUCUUUGUAACCACUAUCAAUCAGAAUUACAAUAUAGACACUUUUUAAGACUUUGAAAAUGGCAAUACUACAACCAGGGCAAAGAACAUUAUUAUUUUAAAACAUCUUUCAAACCAAAAUGUAUCAAUUUGUGUAUUUUUUAAACUAAAACAUUUCUAUCCUGAAUUAUGAACUGUACCUUGAAACUGUUGGUUUACAAAACACACUAUAAUGAUCAGUUUUGUAUGAAGGAGAUUUAUGUCCAAGUCUUUUAUUGUUUUUGUACAGUAAUACAUGAGGAAAUUACUGAAGAUAUUUAUUAUCUGUUUACUUCAAUAAACAAAUACUAUUGAUAAA